AUGAGUUUCCAGCGGCGGCGCUACCCUUAUUACCACCGUCUCCGCCGCCUCCUCCCUCUCGUUUUCGCCGUCUCCUUAUCUCUCCUCGUCCUCUUCGCUUUCCUCUCCUUCCUCGCCCCGCAUCCUGGAGAUUCCGAUCGCCUCCCGCCACGCGUUCGCCACGCAUCUAUCAACAUUGUAGGAGGUAGUGAUUCGAUCAAAUCAGCAGCUUUCCGAGUUCCGAGAGAAGGAGGCAGAUCAGAUCGUGAUGUUUGGCGUUCACGAAACGCUGAGUUCUUUUACGGAUGCAGCAAUGCUAGCAGCAAGUUCCCAAAUGCAAAAGCAGUGACGAAAAAUGAUCGAUAUUUGGCAAUUGCCACCAGUGGUGGUUUGAAUCAACAACGAACUGGAAUUGUAGAUGCAGUUGUUGCGGCAAGAAUUCUAAAUGCUACUCUUGUUGUUCCUAAGUUAGACCAGAAGUCUUACUGGAAAGAUGCCAGUGACUUCGCGCAUAUUUUCGAUGUUGAUUGGUUCAUGUCAUUCCUGUCUGAAGACGUUAGAAUUAUAAAGCAACUUCCACCGAAAGGAGGGAGAACAUGGAGUCCAAGUAGAAUGCGUGUCCCACGAAAAUGUAACGAGAGAUGCUAUAUUAAUCGGGUUCUACCUGUUCUUAACAAAAGGCAUGCAGUUCAAUUGAACAAGUUUGAUUAUAGACUUUCAAACAAGUUGAGCGAUGACUUGCAAAAGCUAAGAUGUCGAGUAAAUUACCAUGCUCUAAGGUUCACUGAUCCGAUACUUAAAAUGGGUAAUGAAUUGGUCCGGCGCAUGCGACUGAGGAGCAAACACUUCAUUGCUUUACAUUUAAGGUUUGAGCCUGAUAUGCUUGCAUUCUCGGGAUGCUAUUACGGUGGUGGUGAUAAGGAAAGGAGAGACCUUGCAGCAAUAAGAAGAAGAUGGAAAACAUUACAUAUUAACAACCCGGAGAAACAGAGGCGACAAGGAAGAUGUCCGCUCACUCCAGAAGAAGUCGGACUGAUGCUUAGAGCUUUAGGAUAUGGCAGUGAUGUUCAUAUAUAUGUCGCGUCUGGUGAAGUAUAUGGAGGAGAAGAGUCUUUGGCUCCUCUGAAAGCACUCUUUCCACACUUCUAUUCAAAAGACACUAUAGCUACAAAGGAAGAGCUGGAACCUUUUGCUUCAUACUCUUCGAGAAUGGCUGCGUUAGACUUCCUUGUGUGUGAUGAAAGUGAUGUUUUUGUAACCAACAACAAUGGCAAUAUGGCUAAAAUAUUGGCUGGGAGGAGGAGGUACUUCGGACAUAAACCCACGGUUAGGCCGAAUGCAAAAAAGCUUUACAGGUUGUUCCUGAACAAAGAGAACACAACUUGGGAGGAGUUCACCUCUAGAGUCCGUUCGUUUCAGAGAGGGUUUAUGGGAGAGCCAAAGGAAGUAAGAGCUGGAAGAGGUGAGUUUCACGAGAAUCCAUCUACAUGCAUAUGCGAAGAUACAGAGGCCAAGGCAAAAGCGCAAAUAGAAUCUAGAAAGCUUGGAAAGAAAAACAAGUCUACAAAUAAAGAGGCAGGAACAGUAACCGUACCUAAUGAUGGUCAAACAGAAGAGGAUGAGCCAGAUUGGUCGGAGCCAGACUAUGAGGAAGAACAAAGUGAUCUUCAAGACAGGGGAUUGUACAAUGGGACAAGUUUAGACUAUGAUGAUCCAUCUACCUCUGAUGAGCCUGAGCUUGAAGAAAUGCUAUCAGACUAG
Molecule: messenger RNA, 1740 nt
Organism: Eruca vesicaria subsp. sativa (arugula)
Lineage: Eukaryota; Viridiplantae; Streptophyta; Magnoliopsida; Brassicales; Brassicaceae
Source: the annotation of a GenBank genome assembly